Molecule: messenger RNA, 6309 nt
Organism: Darwinula stevensoni
Lineage: Eukaryota; Metazoa; Arthropoda; Ostracoda; Podocopida; Darwinulidae
Source: the annotation of a GenBank genome assembly
AUGAUGGCGACAUCUCUGGCACAGCAGCUGAAGCGCUUGGCUGUGCCACAGACAUCUUUAUUGAGUCAGGAUUUAAGGAAGGCUUCCUUCCUGUUUGAUCCCAAUGAAGCAGCAGCACUUGACCGGGAUGUCAUAUUCGCAAUUGGUGUCAGUGGGUUUGAGGAGCUCAUUGGUUUGAACCCAGCUUUUCGAGGCUUUGAAGCGACUUUGUUUAGUGAAGCCUCUAAGACAUUCCAGCGAGCUGUGCAGACAUCAGAGGACAAUAAGAAGCUGGAUAAGAUCAUUAAUGACUUCCUACUCCUCCUCUCUCCAUACUUCCUCCUCAAGCCAGCUCACAAGGCUCUGGAAUGGCUUGUCCACAGGUUUUACAUCCAUGAGUUCAACAAGGAUGGCUUGUUGGCCUGCAUCCUCCCUUACCAUGACACACGACUGUUCGUAAGAGCUGUGCAGAUGAUCCACCUGGAGGGCCAGUGGGCAUGGCUGAGUCCUCUUGGACGGGAGGGGAUCCCUCUCUCCAAGCAGGUACUCUUUAACCGCUGUGCUGCUGACCUUGACUUCCUCCAGCUGGUGUGCAACUCCAUGCGCAGGCUUGUCAAGAAACACAAGAAAAUCAAUCCAGGGGUCCUUCAGACAGCAAUCGGUUUCUACACGACUACUCUCAUUGGUACAAUCCGUGAAUGCAAGAAGGUCAAGGACACAAUUGUUGCAUUGCUGCUGCCUUCAGUGAUCCAAGGUUUGCGGUCUGGAUUGGAGGAUUAUGUGGCAGGUGUCUACAUGGUCCUGGCCCAACUCUGUCGGCAGACAAGGCUCAAAACAACCUUCAUUGAUCAACUCAUCCAGAGAAUUGUUAUGAAUCUGCAUCCUUCACUGAUGGAAGAGGCUGUUGCCCUCUUGUGUCUCCUAUGUCAGUCACAGGACUUCUCUGUCUUCCCCCCUGACAUGCUUCCUGUGCUGCUUGAGACUGAGGGGAUCCCUAAGGCCCUUGAGGCAAUCUCUGCUGACUUUUCUGUUGGUCCUCUGUUGGUUUCUCUUCUGAUCUCGAUCGAUCUAGCAGCAGAUGAUGGAACACACGUCCAGGCACUGGCCAGACUGGUCCAGAGUUCCAGACUUCCACAGCACAAUGCCCAGACCUUCAUAGAGAAAGUUCUGCAUUGCUCGGGCUUGGCCGUAAAAUCCAUGAGCGAUUCCACCAUCACUGCAGUUAAGGAACUCCUUGUAUCGUGUGAGAAACGACAUCCGGAGGCCUUUGAUGCAGCUGUGACCCACUGUGCCACCCCAGCUCACAAUGUGGUUCUGGGACGUGAGACUGUGGUGCGGGGUGACCCAAAUGCCCAAACAGACUGGUUUCUCAGACUUCAUCACCCUGAGGCAGCUUUACGGGGGGAGGCUGUGAACAGGCUUAUACGUGCCAUCCGUCAGGGAAAGGUGGAAGAGGAAGGCUUUGUAUCUCGGUCCCUGCUGUCCUGCCUUCGGGAUGAAGAACCACUCAUUGUGGAGAAGGUCCUUGCAAUGGGGGAGCUCCUCCUGAAAUUUUUGGAGGCUGCAACCCUCCUCAACGAGAUGAAGCGGCUCUCAUGCCUGCAUCUGAGGGACCGCACUUGGCGGGUUGUGUCUCUGAAGGCCGUUGUCCUAGCCAUGGAACACCUGAGCUUGGAUAGCCUUGUCUUUGUCCUCCCAUUCCUGCUCCCUGCCAAGGAGAAACACCUGUCCUUCAUCCGACCAAUCCUUGAUACUCCAUUUGCUCAGAAGCAUCCUCUGCUCCGGGGCCUUUCUGAGUGUAUUUCAGGUGUGACAGAGCUAGAGAAAGCUUUGUGGAAGAUCUUAGGCCAGCUGGCCAUGAAUCUGUCAGAGAUGAUGUCCUCCUCUGUAGAUGCAUUUGGGAAAGAUGUCAGUGAAACUCCAGAGAUGCAUCUGCAGCACCUUGGAAUCCUGGUCCUCUCUCGCACUGUCACUGCCCUCCAGGUGGACCAAGAUGACCUCCUCACUCUCAUGCAGGUAAUCCCCUCUCAAGGAAAUGAAAUGAGUGCAUGGAGCAAAGCCUGGGAAGUGUCAGGAAGAACCCUUCUAUGGACGAUCAAGCACUCCCAGCGUGGCUCCAUCUCUGAGAUGCUGCUCCACAUCGCAUUAUCCUCCGUUGCUCACGCAUUGGAUGCACGGAGACCCGAGCAGCCCGACCUGGAAGGUGUGGUCACCGAAUCGUGCACACCCGAGACAAAAUGGUUGUCGAUCUACCUCCAGCUCCUGCACCGAGUGGUGGCACUUCAGGCAGCCAAACCUGAGUCCCAGCUGUGGAGGGAUGCAGUCUCCACUGUCCUGAAGGUUGGAGGUGGAGGUCCCCAGCAGCUGCAGGUAUUGAGUCUAUGUUGGGCAGCAGAUGAAUUGUGCCCCAACUCGGGAUUCCGUUUUCAUAUCCCCAAGUCCCUCAAGGUGAUGGCCCUGCGCAUCUUAUCCCAGCUGGAUGCCGGGGUGUCCUCGUCUGCGCUCCUGGCUUCCCUCCUCGCUUCCCUCACGUCUCAGGCUGCCAUCCGAGAAGCGGCAUUGGCGUGUCUUCAAUUGUUGAGUAAACGCCUUAGUGAAAAUGAUCCACUCAAAUCUCUUAUAGGAGCACUGCUUUCCAAAGGAUCUGAGAUUGAGGGGGACCCCAGUCAUGCAGCAGAGGUGGUGGCAUUCCAGGCAUCCUUUGCCAAUGUGGAGGGGUCUCCAUCCAAGAGGACCAGGAAGAAGGAUCCUAAAGAGGCACUGGAUGCCCUCCUCAGCAUAGUCACUGACGAAAGGGCUCCACUCCUCAUACAGAUCCGGAUCGGGCUUCUCCAUCUCCUUUCUUCUGUUCAUUCCAAGCCAAUACUGGAGAGACUCCUCCCCCUGCUGAGGCAGGUCCUGUCAAAGAGACUCAGUCCAGAAGAGCCAGAGAAAUGGGUCCUGGGGGUGCAGGAGUCCCAGCUGGUGAAGCUGAUCGCCUCCCGGUUCUGUGCCCCACCUGUUGCCUCUGUCCUGGAUGGCGAUUUACUUGAGGAAUUUCACUGCUUGCUCAGAGAUUCUGUUACUUACUUGACUGGAACCCAAGCUGGAACCGAGUCACUUGCUCGCUACCUUGUCUCUCAGCUGGAUGAUGAAUUUUUUGGAGCUCUAAGCGGGGAAGAGAUUCAGCUCAGGGUGGUGUCCACUCUGAUCGAUGUGACCGUCCAGCCCGGAUUGCCUGAAGUGGUCCUGGAGGUGAAGAAGGUCCUCAACAAGCUCCCCCUCUGUGCAUCCUUGGUGACGCAAGAACUGAGGCGGUUGUCACAGCUGGAUCUCCUUGUGGAUGCACCCCAGAAACGGGCCCGGAGGAUCCAGACCAUGGAAUUAAAGGCAAUACCAGAGACAGAAGCAUCACCAUCAACCAAUCUGAAUUGGAGACAGAAACUGACUCUCUUCCUCGAGGUCCUCCGAUCAAAUAGGAAGAUCCAGGACUUCCACAAACUCCUCUCUCCACUUUUUGGUGUCCUCCAAAAGUCCCUGGAAUGGCUGCACCCAGGAGACCAGGAUGAGGAGGUGAACAGUGUGGAGUACAUCCAGGAUCUGCUCCUUUCCUGCAUCCAUGCUGCUGUGAAUGCCUUGAUGGGUAACAAGGACAAGACGGAUCUCAGUCUGGAAUCCUUCCACGUGGAGCUCGUCGUGCAGGUGGUCCGUAAUGCGCACAAUCCACAGGUUUUUCAUCAGGCCUUCCUGCUCCUCUCCACUGCUGCAGAGCUCUUCCCGAAGAAAGUGCUGGAGAACAUGAUGGGGAUCUUCACAUUCAUGGGGAGCACAGUGCUUCACUUUGACGACGCCUACUCCUUCCAGGUCAUAAACAGGGCCAUCGAGAGCAUCAUCCCGGCUGCCCUCCAGUCAGAGAAAAGCCAAGUGGCUGCAGCCGGCAUCCUGCGUGUGUUCGUCGGGGCGGUUGCAGACAUUCCCGUCCAUCGUCGCAUUUCCAUCUUCACCAAGCUCAUUGAGACUCUGAAUCCAGAACACUCUGUGUGGCUGCUUCUACUCAUCUUCAUCGAGGCUCAUGUCCUCAAGGAGUCCUCAUCUCUAAGCGAGGUUCGAGUGGUCGAGGGUCCCGAUACAGGAAGAAGCGAUUCGUCACAGCUCCCCUGGACGUUUGAGUUGGCCCUCAAGGUUGUGACCUCCCAGGCACCACAGUGCCAGCUGGAUGCUGUUGCGCAGUGCCUCCAUUUCCUCCUGAGUCAUCCUGUGGAGCCAGAGAAAUCAGCAUUAUUGCCAUCGACCCCAAUGAGAUCUCCUGCCAGGAAGCGGGUGCGCCAAGACUCGUUUAGUAAAACUUUGAAGCAAGAUACCAUCAUCAACUUGGACCAAUUCACGCCGAAACAGUUCCGCCACUUCCAGUUUGCUUCCCUCAAACUUCUGUCUGCGCUCUUUGCCACUGAAGGACCCAUCACCCAGGUUGAGAAGUACGACGAGGAGAUGUCGAGGACCUUUCGGAACUUUCUGGAGGCCUUGCUGAAGUGGAUCGAUGCUGCAGGGCAAGGACUGACCGGUGGCUCAUCCGAUCCUGCCUCGUCUCGAUUCUGGAAAGCCAUAGUUCAAAAGAGUUGUGAACUCCUCGACAAGGUGACGAACCUGCUGCCUAAGGAUGAGUUUCUGCCGGUGGUCCUCCCCCUUCUAUCGCACCAGCAGCCAUUCAUCCGGCAGAAGAUCCUGGAGGUCCUCGGCAUCCAUCUGGCCCGGCCGGAGUUUCUCGAGUCUCCUGGGGAUGUGGGACCUCUUCUCUUGGCGUUGAGACCCCUUGUGGAGCCACGAAAGAAGGGGGCAAGGAAGAGGAAGGAGGGCGAGGAGGAGGAUGUCUCAAUCAUCCCACAGCUGGCUCUUUACGCUCUGAGGCUGCUGUGUCGACUUGCCGGGUCGCAAGACCUGGAGUUUCAUCAGUUUGUACCUGUGUUGAACAAGAUGAUUGAAGGAGGAGAGAGCAUCCACCCAGCAGUUCUCGGCUCGGCCCUGCUCUGCGUGGCGGAGAUCAUCCGCAGCGCCCACCUCCUCUUCAUCCCUCACAUCAACACCCUCAUCCCGGCGCUCCUCGGCAUUCUCGACUCGUUCACCCGUCGCCCCGCGAUCCAGAAGACAGACUUGGUGCUGAUGAGUGCACUGGCAGUGGUGCAGAGGGCAUGCAUCCAUAUCCCUGCAUUCCUGAGCCCACACCUCCCUGACAUCCUCUUCCAUGUCUGCAUCCUCAUGGGCCAUGCACAGGGGGAGGACAAGAAAGAAGACAAGGGGCACCGGACCUCCUCGGACAAUCCCCCUUCCCUCUCCGGUCGACUCAAGGGCAUCUGUGACUCCCUUUGUGGAACGACCAUGACCGGGAAGUUGAUCCCAGCGAUCGAGGGUUGCUAUGAUCGCCUGAAGGAAAGGGGAGGGUCAAAGCCCAUGGCCGUUCUCCUUGGAAUGCUCUCUGUGCAUCUCAACUCCCUCGACAAGAUCCGCAUCGCCGAUAACCUUCAGGAACUCACUCGGUUCUUCAUCAAGGUGCUGAACUACCGGAGCGAGACCGGAGCGGAGCCAUCAUGCGAGGAGGUGGAGGGCGGUGCGAUUGAGGCAUUCCUUGCCCUCCUCUUGAAGCUGUCAGAGCAGACGUUCCGACCGCUCUUCUUCCGCCUCUACGACUGGGCCACACGACCUGAUGCUCCCCCGUUGACAGAUCGCAUGGCAGAUUGCCUCAAGAGCCUCUUUGUGCUGUUUGCUGGAACAUUUUUAAAACAUGCUGCUGGUGUUCUCGCCAAGACCAAGAACGCCGAGAGCCUCUACUUCGAAGACGUGAGCGACCCCGGAGGCCUGACGGAUCGGCUCCUCACCGUCGUCGUGGACACUCUGUCCAAGGUCUUCAUCCACGACCACGAACAGUUCAUCAAUGAGGACCGCUUCAACAUCCUACUCCAGCCACUUACUGACCAGCUCGAAAACGAGUCGAGCGGGGCGGAAGAGAGGAUCCGAGAUCACGUGGUGCCUUGCCUGGGGAACCUGGCCCUUGCAGCCGGGCGGGACUUCCUCUGGAAGCCCUUGCACUACCACAUCCUCCUCAAGGCUCGACAUCCCUCCUACCAUGUGCGUCUCCACGCGAUCGCGGCGAGCCGGGCCGUGAUGACGAAGCUGGGCCCGGACGGGCUCGUGCUGCUCCCGGACGCCAUGCCGUUUUACUCGGAGCUGCUGGAGGACGAGCACGUGGAGGUGGAGGAGGCGGCGCAGCGGCUCAUACGGGACCUGGAGACCUCGCUCGGCGAGGACCUGCAGCAGUACUUUUGAUCCGGGUCUUUGUCUUUUUUUUUCUCAAUGAAG